AUGGUGUGGGGUGAGAAGAAAGGAAGGGGCAUGUUUCCUGAUGCUGUUGCCUUCUCGGCUUUUAUUGAUGGUUUGGCUAAAGCAGGUCUUGUGGAGGAUGCCUAUGAUGUGUUCUUAGAAAUGUGUAGGGCAGGGUUUGUGCCAAAUAAUUUUACAUAUAACUCUCUGAUAAAUGGGUUUUGUAACUGCGGAAAAGGCAAAAUGAAGUUGGCCAUCGAUGCAUUCAUGGACAUGCACGGGACUGGCAUUGGCCCUGAUGUUGUAACAUAUAACACUUUGAUUGCCGGGUAUUGUAAAGCAUUUGACAUGGUUAGUGCAGAUGACUUUGUGAAUAAAAUGCGUGCCAGCGGUUGGGACCCAGAUAUACACACUUAUAAUACUCGGAUCCAUGGUUUCUGUAGUAUCCGGAAAAUGAAUCGAGCGGUGGUGUUGCUGGAUGAGCUUGUCUCGGUGGGUGUUGUCCCAAAUAUAGUAACAUACAACACUAUGGUGAAUGGUGUUUGCAGUGACAUAGUGGAUCGUGCAAUGAUUAUUACUGCAAAAUUGAUCAAGAUGGCGUUUUUUCCAAAUAUCAUAACAAUUAAUACAUUAUUGUCUCACUUUCUCAAGCAGGGGAUGCCAGAGAGGGCCUUGAUGUGGGGUCAGAAGCUGACUGAGGUUAACUUUGAUUUUGAUGAGAUUUUCUAUAAUAUACUGGACAGAGCAUACCAAGAUAUACAAGCAGAUGCUGCCUUUUUCACAAGAACAUCUGAAAAGACAUUCUUCCUUGAUUUCCUUAUGUAUAUUACAUAUGAUUAUUUGUAUAGAAACAGAGCUCAAUGGGAAAAAGCUCAGGAUCCUCUUGAACUGAUUGAUGUUAGUUCAAGUAUGCACUGA
Molecule: messenger RNA, 876 nt
Organism: Carica papaya (papaya)
Lineage: Eukaryota; Viridiplantae; Streptophyta; Magnoliopsida; Brassicales; Caricaceae
Source: RefSeq, a predicted model, not a curated record